Messenger RNA from Babesia ovata, 1233 nucleotides. RefSeq lists its product as uncharacterized. Lineage: Eukaryota; Apicomplexa; Aconoidasida; Piroplasmida; Babesiidae. The record is from RefSeq and is a predicted model, not a curated record. The transcript has 2 exons. The coding region runs from base 1 to 1233 and encodes 410 amino acids.
AUGAAUCACGCAUCAGCAUGGAUCCUCAUCCUGUGGACGCUGGUUUUACAACGUUUGGCUCCUCAAGGCUUCUCGGAUGCUGCUGUCAUACGCCGGAGAUGCGGAACUCUGUUGAACUGGAGUGAUGGAGCUCUUGCCUCACGGUUUUCGUCCACGAGUCGUGGAAGAAGCUCGUUCAUCACCUCCCCGCGGCUGUCGUUGCAAGGGGCCCCUGCUAGGUCUCAACCUCUGCCUAUGUCUAGGAGGGUAGUGUUCGGCUACAAGUAUGACGCAGAGCGCGUAAAGCGCAAGGGAGAAGUGCGCAGCAAGGUUUACUUCGAUAUGUACAAGGAUAAGCACCCGCUUUACGUCAUCCACCGAUUCAUGCACGAAAACGACCCCGACAAUCCGAACUUCAAGUACGACGUCGAACUCGCCACGAAGCCCCCAUGCACGCGCAACAUUUUCAAGCAUUAUAAGAAGGACAACAAGCUGCGGUUCUUCUGGUACGCCUCGGGAAAGAAGAUGCCGAACGGCCCCAGCAGUCGCUACAUUAACUACGCACGGUCGUAUAACGAGUUCCGCUUCAGCAAGCUCACCAGCUAUUACCACAUCCUGCCCUAUGUCCACGAGCACUAUAAGGACGACCCGAGGUACAUCUACUUCAUGAACAGGUUCCUCUCCUUCCACGGACGCGUUGCAGAGGCCAAGCGCGAUCUCGCCGCACAGGCAGAGAGGGAGGGGCUGGAGAAGCCGAACGAGUACCGCCGCACGAUUUCGUGGAAAGAAAUGAGGGUACAGCGCAAGCAGGAAGAGGCGGAGCUAUACGAGAAAUACGGUGUCAAGGAUAACAUUGUGGUAAAUAUGGGUGACGGGAAAAGCUUCGUCGUGAAGCCCGACGGAUUCACGGUUCAUGGCGAGUACUACUCACGCAUCGACAAGGCGGAGAGAGACUCGCCAUAUGACAUAUAUACGCCCUACUACCGCACGAAGCACUCCUCCAAGCGCCGCCGCUUCCGUGAACGAGGACGCCCGCUCGACCCUGCGGAACGUUGCAAGACACGGCGUGAGCGGCUGCUAAAACGCAAAGCAGAACGAGAGGCGCGCGAUGGUCCAAAUGCACAUGCAAAGAAGUUCAUGAAGCAGAAGAAAUCGUUCAAGAUACCACGUCCACCAGGGUGGUUACCCGAGGAGUGCGCCGAUAUGGCCGACAUCUUAACACCGCCGACAGAUGUUGGAGCGGAGGGCCAGUGA